GUGGGGCUGCGGCUGCCGCUGCUCUCCUGAUGGACGCCCUCCCGCCGCCCGCCGCCGUCCACCCGUUCGCGGCUACGCUCCCGCCCUCAUUGUCGCCGCCGUCCUCGUCGUCGUCCCUCAACCUCUCCCCCUCGCUGCUCAUCAUCGCCGCGCUGCUCGCGUUCGUCUUCUUCGCCUCCGUGUCGAUCCACUUCCUCCUCCGCUGCCUCGCCCGCUCGUCGGCGUCGUCGUCGUCGCAUCGGGGCCCAAGCCCGCUGCCAACCAGGGCCCGCCGCGCGUCGGAGGAGGAGGCGGAGGCGGAGGAGGUGGUAGGGUCCACGAGGAGGAGCGCCGCGGCGGUGGGGCCGGAAGAGGCGCAUGCUGCGGAGGUGGACGACGAGAAGGAGCGCCUGAUCGCAUCUCUGCCGCUGUUCACGAUGGCGUCGGCGCUGGCGGCGCUUCCAAAGAGCUCCCCCGACUGCGCCGUCUGUCUCUCGCCCUUCUCCCCCGACGCCGACCUGCGGCUGCUCCCGGCGUGCCGGCACGCCUUCCACGCCGCCUGCGUCGACGCCUGGCUGCGCACUACGCCGUCGUGCCCGCUAUGCCGCGCCGCCGUCUCGCUCCCGCACCCGCCGCUCCCCACCGCGCCACCGCUCGCCGCGGGGAGCGCCCAGGAGGCGCUCGACUCGCGGGUCAGCAGCAGCAGCAACUCGAGGAGUUUCCGCGUCGAGAUCGGCAGCGUCAGCAACCGCCGCUCCUCUGCCGCGGGCGACGACCGCCGCACCUACUCGCUCGGCUCCUUCGACUACCGCGUCGACGAGGAGGUGGAGGCCGUCGUGUCCCGCAUCACCCGCCCCGCGGUGUCGGCGGCGGCCAAGUCGGAGACACAGGCGGCGCCCGGAGAGGCGCUAGCGGAGGCAGCCGGGUCCCGCGGCUGGCUGCGCGAGUACGUGGACCGCCUCGCGUCCUCGGCCUCCUCCCUCUCCGGGCGGUGGAGCGCGCGGUGGAGCCAGGGACACCACAGCGCGCGGUGGAGCCAGGGACACCACAGCCGCAGCCAUAGCAACCGGCAGGAAGACUCGUUGUGGUGGGACCCGGAGGCGGCGGCGGGCGCGGCGAUGCACCGCGCGCCGGACGAGGAGGAGCCGGGGUUCGUCGCCCUGUACCGUUGGAUCGUCGGGGUGUAGCCAGGCAACUGUAAUUACGGGACCGCACGAGGGUGUUUUUGUGAACAUCUUAUGCCUUCAGUUUUUUUAAAAAAUCUAGGACUCCCAUUUCAUUGUAAAAAUACAAAAAAACAAUCAGCUCCAGACACCAGAGGUGAGUUCAGCGUC
Zea mays is the source of this 1313-nucleotide messenger RNA. RefSeq names its product putative RING zinc finger domain superfamily protein. The record is from RefSeq and is marked provisional. Gene Ontology annotation, biological process: protein ubiquitination. The transcript has a single exon. NCBI's taxonomy places the organism in Eukaryota, Viridiplantae, Streptophyta, Magnoliopsida, Poales, Poaceae. The coding region runs from base 30 to 1166 and encodes 378 amino acids.